Messenger RNA from Cyclospora cayetanensis, 1626 nucleotides. RefSeq lists its product as uncharacterized. NCBI's taxonomy places the organism in Eukaryota, Apicomplexa, Conoidasida, Eucoccidiorida, Eimeriidae. The transcript is spliced from 2 exons. The coding region runs from base 1 to 1626 and encodes 541 amino acids. The record is from RefSeq and is a predicted model, not a curated record.
AUGCUCUCCAGGGUCCCUCAGGGUCCCCCUGGGCCUCACAGCUGUAAAAGUUACGCAGAUGAGGGAACUUGGAGUCGAGAAGGAUUGGAAUGGAGGAAGAAUACGGAGGACACCGAUGCCCGGAUGUUUGUUCCCCAGAGCAGCUGCCUGCGUUUGUCUCAGUCCAUGUGCUGGCGCAGCGGCGGCAUCAUCCUGCAGAGCCACGCAACUAGCACUAGGGUCAUCUGUGCUAAUCCACAACAAGCAGCCGCACCACAGGUAUGCUUUUGUUCCGUCCUUAUCGCCAGUCUGCAUUCUCGAAAUUUGAGCUCAAAAUCGGCCUUAGCCGCUCCAGAGUCCCCCUAUAGGAAACCUGGGUGCUCCCCAGGCUUGAAGGACGCAGCUGCAGGUUGGCAAGGCUCUCUUCUUCGGCCCCAACAGCACAGGGAAGUUGUUAAACGCACUAUGCGCAUUGCAUCUGGGAGCAGUGGAAAGGAACUUUUCUUGGGGUCCCCUACCACACCAGUUGCUGAUACCUUGAAUGGGUUUCUCUCCACCUCAAGCUUAACAAAUCAGACCAAAGGAAUGCCUGGCCUUGUGCGCCACAAGAGUGCGGGACCACCAGCCAGGCUGGCCUCUGUUCGGACUUUGAAGGGCCCUUGUCUUAGAGUUCAGCCUCUCAGACAGGAAAAAGAGCAAGCUAAAUGCCCACCAGUGGCCAAAAACGUAGUUGUGCGCCCUCCGAACAACAGAUCUGAGCGUGCGGCCUCCUCUGCAGCAAGCGGUGGUUUGAGGGUAUCCACCGCUUCCUCAUCUGCCGAGGGACAUAGCGCAUCAAAUUCUCGAGGUAAAGCUCCAAAACACAGUGCUUCCGAUAAUAUGGAUUACUCUGAGGACGGCACCUCUAAUAGUAGCAACAGAGGGGGACCAGGGGAAUACUCUUCCUCCCUUCCCACUUCAGGGGCAAAGGAGAGUAGGAGCUUGUCCCUAACCAGUGAAUCUAUGUGGGAACGAACUAAGGGGCCUCGAAUAAUGAGCACAACUGAGGCAUAUUUUGGCAGAGUCCCCCGGGCCCCAAUAGAUAUACAGCGCUUGGGCUUGCGAAAACCCCAGGGAGGAUCUGUGACUAAAAGCUCUCAGGGGGGGUUUGAGUUAUCGGAUCCGGAGGUUCACGAGCGCUUUCAAAUUGCUCGCAAGAGUACGAAGAUUUUAGUAAAUGGGGCUUUGCAGGAGAAGGAGUCCCCCGAGUCCUUCAAGAGCAACUCUGAGGGAGAGAGGCGGAAAAGCGAUGUGAUGCUUGCUGCUGAAGGCAGGGAAGCACCACGGAAGAAGAAUAGGAGGACUAAGGAGAAAACUGACAAUAUACGAAAGCAUCAUGACACUCUGGGGAACAGCUCACGAAACGCAGAGGCCACAGCUGCAAUGCGCGCCAUGUCAGCAGCGGCAGCCUCAGCUGCGGCAGCAGCAGAAGCACGGUUAGCAACUGCAGGGCCACUCCCAGCCUGGCGCCAGAAACAGCAGCAGCUGCAGCAAAAAACCAAGAAGUCCUUAUUUCUCCACCGGGGCAUCAGCUUCCCGAUUUCACUCUUCGCCAAAGUCAAGGCAAAGUUUAGCAGAUUCAAGUCAGACAAGUCAGACUCACGUUAG